AUGUCCACCCAGACACAGCCCUCCAUCGUGGGCCAAAACGGCACAACGGGCUCUCCAGAUGUCCACCACGAUGCUAAUGGCUCCAACAACUCUCGAAGAAGAACGGUCAGAGAUUACCAAUUCGGUACAAGGAUCGGUGAGGGCUCCUACUCCACCGUGUACUCCGCCAUGGACCAAUACAACAAGAAGACGUACGCCAUCAAGGUGCUCCUGAAGAGACAUAUCGUCAAGGAGGACAAGAUCAAAUAUGUGAACAUCGAAAAGUCCACGUUACACCGUUUGGGCCAGCAGCAUCCUGGUAUUGUACAGCUCUACUACACAUUCCAGGACGACGCCAGUCUAUUCUUCGUGCUAGACUUUGCAGAGUACGGUGAGCUUCUCUCCAUUAUCAGCAAGUUCGGAUCACUCUCGGAGCAGGUCCUGAAGUUCUAUAUGAUCCAGAUCAUCGACGCGGUGAAGUUCAUUCAUCUGAAGGGCGUCAUUCACAGAGACUUGAAGCCAGAAAACAUCCUCGUGGGCUACGACUUUAAUUUGAAAAUUACAGACUUUGGUGCUGCCAAACUUCUCGGAGAGGUGGACGACGUUCAAGGCGAGACUAUUAACUACGAUACAGUGGCCGAGAAGCCACAGAAGGACAGAAAGGGAUCCUUUGUGGGAACAGCCGAGUACGUUCCACCUGAAUUGCUCCAAUACAAUGAAUGUGGUUUUGAAAGUGAUGUCUGGGCUCUUGGAUGCAUUCUUUAUCAGUUCUUCAACGGCCUCCCGCCUUUCAAGGGACCAACAGAGUAUUUGACGUUCGAGAAAAUUAUCGGCGUUAACUACUCCUACAGAAAUGUUGUGCCUCCUGGCGUAAAGGAAAUCGUCGACCAAACCCUCAUAGCAGAAACCCACCAAAGACUCACUAUACCUCAAAUACAGGCUAAGCCCUGGUUCCACGGGGUCCCCUGGGAGGAUCGCAAUUACAUCUGGAACCGUAAGGUCCCACGGUUUGAACCAUACCACCCCGGUGCUCCCUCGACCCCACAACAGAACUUUGGUGCGCCACAUAUGAAGUCUGGUACCAGCCGAAAUAUGAACAAAUCCUCAUCGAAUUACCAGCUCCACUCACAGAUCCAACUGCUGGACUUCAGCUUAGUCCCAACAAUGGGCGGUAAGAAGACCCAUCAACCACCUACUAGAAUAAAGAAGGGUGUGAGCUCUGGAAAUGUUCCUACAGUUUCAACUUUACCCGCCCACAGGCCGGUUGAGACAACCACCCAAAUCAUGCCCAAUGAUCCUAACUUCAUGGCAAUUAAUACUCCACAGCAGGCCCGCAAAAUGCCUCCAUUGAAACAGAGACCCUCAGAAACCAGGGUUCCUCCUCCUGGAGCCAUGCCACCUUUGCAGAACGCUCCACUGUUCCAAUACCAACCCCAACCACAGCAGGCUCCCAUGAUACAGAAACAGCCCGUCCCACCGCAGCAAAGGCGUCAAAUGCCCCGCAUGCCACAAAAUAACAUAUCGCAACAAGGCAGUAUCCCCACUCUAGAAAACAAAAUGGCUGAGACUCAAAUCUCGUCUGGAAGCACAUCUCCACGCUCGCCUCAAUACAAGGAUUUGCGCUCGGGUACAGCUUUUGCUAGGCCAGGUUCAAGACCCACUUCAGCUACCAACAGUGUCUCUACAUCUCCAAAGAUACCGCAGGGAAACUUUGCGUCACUGGCGGCGGCAAAGAGUGCAGCAAGCUCUACGGCCUUUAAAACGGUCAACAAUGCAAAGCCGAAACAACAAGAACGCUCUCGUACUCCACUGAAGCCUUCAGCUGCAGAAAGAACACCGGAGCCAGCACCAAACACUGUCACCUUUAAGGAAAUUUCCUCCUUCUUGGAACAUGAUGAAAAGGUAAUCAAGCUCGAUACUAUUCUCAAGCUGCAGUUGAGCAACAAGCUCAUUGAUAGAAAACCCGGCAGCAUUGACGAUGAGACUAUUGAACGUCUUGUGGAUAGAUAUCAGGACGUGCUUGACAGGAACAUGGUGCCCGUUGUUGCGUGCGUGAGUAACAAGGCUCGUAUCUUUUUGAUUUAUGAGAAUCUCGAAGUGAUGCUGGUUGAUCUUACUGCUAACCAAGGUGGAGACUACCUGAUGUAUGAUUACGAGUUUGAGAGCGUCUAUGUCGAAGAUGAAGGCUCCAACUCAUCCCACGGUGAGGAGGUCUAUGGUUAUCUCAUUCUUGAGUUGAUCAAGGAAGGCGGAGACCUCGUCUUCCUCAAGCGUGUUAAAGAGGACGAUAAGCCCAAAUAUGAAAAGUCGGCACGUGUCGUGGACAAGAAGGGAGAAGUCAUUCGUAUCGGGGAGCACUUGGGCUGGAUCGACUGCUUGAUCUGGGCAAAGGACAUGGUGAGCGAGCAAAAUAAGCAACCGAAGAAAACAAACUCUACUAAAGCUCCACCCAGAUCGUCGUCGAAGCCUAGAGUCCCAUCUAAGGGCUCCAACAAGUCAAACGGUACGAGGUCACCCCCAUCUUCUUCGCAGAAGUCGGCUCCAAAGAAGCCCGGUAGUAUAUUGGCGUACGCUGCUGCAGCCGCUGCGGGCAGAUAG
Molecule: messenger RNA, 2577 nt
Organism: Candidozyma duobushaemuli
Lineage: Eukaryota; Fungi; Ascomycota; Pichiomycetes; Serinales; Metschnikowiaceae
Gene: PKH3
Product: protein kinase
Exons: 1
Coding region: 1-2577 (858 amino acids)
Biological process (GO): peptidyl-serine phosphorylation; intracellular signal transduction
Molecular function (GO): protein serine/threonine kinase activity; ATP binding
Source: RefSeq, a predicted model, not a curated record